AGACGCUGAGCAAUGCAGCAACGCCCCCAACAAAACAAAAAAGCUAGAGCUGCUGUUGAAAUAUAGGAUGACUAGAAAGAAGAGAAGCACCGUCGAUACAAGAGCGCUGUUAAUUUGUUUAACAGUACUAGUAUUGCAAGUAAAUGGACAGUCAUCACCAGAAAGAUGCGAUCAGCAUACACUAGGGAGUGGGUCUGGAUUGGACCCGGCUACAAUAUGUGGACAGAAUUCAAUGUGUCAGAAUAAUGCAGAGUGCCUAUGUAACACUGGCUACUUCAGCCCAUCGGGUUCAGAAACAGAUUGUAGAGGGACAAAUGAGCCUGAUCCAAGAUGCAGUAGAUUUAGUCAGGACUGCGUCUAUUGUGGAGCAAACUUUCAAGGCCCUUGCUACAAGUGCACUGCAGUUAUUUAUGACGGACAGUGCCUACAAAGAUGUCCUGAAGGUACACAGUUUGCUGUGGAACAAACUGACAACUUUAAUUCACCAGUCUCGACAUGCAUAGGCACAGCAACUACUCAGGCACUGCAGGACUGGGCAAUCAUUGUCAUAAUAGUCCUUGGCUCAGCUAUACUUAUUGUCAUUGCAAUAUUGAUUGCUGCACUUGCUUGCAGGUGUCUUAGGCGCUCAAAUGUUGGUGAGCUCAACAUUGCAGAAAGAGAGGAGAGAGAAGCAGGGAAAUAUGAUGAGGAAGAGAUACCGAUAAGAAAUGACAGUGCUGAAGAGCUUGAUGGAGGAACAGCAUCUGAUAAUCGAAAAAGUGCAGUUGACGAACACUUUGAGAUUGAUGAUGACACGUAUUAUGUAAAUGAAGAAGAGAGAGAGGAAUUCUUUGAACGACUUGGUGUACUUCGUGAGCAAUCAGUAGUGUUCUUAAGAAUGUUGAAUGACAUGAGAAAAAGAUUGAAAGAGCUGCCCCAAACCUCACCGGCCGUUCCGCAAUACAAAAACGUGAUGAGAGAUCUCACUCGAUUGCUGUACAUGUUGAACAAGAAGCCAGAGAAGGUUAGGAUACCGCCAGAUGGACUACGACUCCUCAUCUGGUCAGAGCAAAUAUUAAACAAAUAUCUUCUAGCACAGGGAAAACAACCUAUAUCAUCACCAACACAAGCACCAUCUCCUCCCAGUGGUUCACCACAAAGGUUUAGUAGCAUCGGAAGCACUGCUGAAACUGACUUUUAAAAGCAUGCACCACCACACAUUCUCACAGGCAGUUUUUAAAUAUUAUGUAGAUGUUUCCUUCAAUACUUUUACUAUGUGCUUCACUUAUGCCUCCUUCCUCUCUCUCUUUCUCUCUCUAUGCUUCUUCUCACUCCUCCGUAGUAGACAUAUUUAUUGCAAAUUUUAUAUAAUACACAAUAUAAUAAUAAUAAUACCUUUGUAACAAUAAUAUUAAUAAUAUAA
Molecule: messenger RNA, 1402 nt
Organism: Amphimedon queenslandica
Lineage: Eukaryota; Metazoa; Porifera; Demospongiae; Haplosclerida; Niphatidae
Exons: 10
Coding region: 68-1180 (370 amino acids)
Source: RefSeq, a predicted model, not a curated record